Messenger RNA from Nannospalax galili (Upper Galilee mountains blind mole rat), 2864 nucleotides. RefSeq names its product membrane frizzled-related protein (gene Mfrp). Gene Ontology annotation, molecular function: protein binding. The record is from RefSeq and is a predicted model, not a curated record. The transcript has 14 exons. Bases 559 to 2274 code for a protein of 571 amino acids. Lineage: Eukaryota; Metazoa; Chordata; Mammalia; Rodentia; Spalacidae.
GACUGGGAUUCCAUUAUAGGCCUUUGUGUCUCUGCCAUCCCAUUUUAGGUGGUGCUGGGGAUCAAACCCAGGGCCUCUGGUACACUAGGCCCAUGCUCUACCUACUGAGCCACAUCUACAACAUGAGAAGAAAGAUUUAAAGCAGCAACACAAACCCUGUGACUUCUCUUGGACUUCCCUACCCACCCAGGAUAAGAUAUUUAAAAGGUGAUGGCUUCUCCCAACCACAGGUACUCACAGCCACUGCCUGUGCCUUUAAGAACUGCCUCUUGGUGCCAGGGUCUUGACCUCAGCAUCCUCAGCUGAGUUGGAUUAAGGACCAUUCUGUGCCUUUGUGAAUUCCUUCUCGAAUCAGUUCCCUCCCCCACAUGGAGACAGAAUAGCCUGGAGACCCAGCCGGUCUGCCAAAGGCAGUCAGAGAACUGGUCUAGCCUGGCAGCCUUGUUCCUCAGAAAGUAAAGGCCUGCUCACUUGAUAGAGAGCUAUGGUCAGGGAGUGAGCCCUCAGGAGCCUUGGACUGUCACAGGGACUCCAGAAAGCCAUGCAGAACCUUGGGCCAUGAAAGACUACUCAGAUGUCAUCCUCUGCCCAGAGGCAACUGAGAUGAGCAAUAUGGAGUUCUGCAAUCCAGCUUUUGAGGCCGAAGUAGGGUCUUCUUGCCCUCUACCGGCCUUGCAGCAAGAUACCACCAACAGCCUCCACGUUUCCCAGCACGGCCGGCGUCCCCGAGGGCUGCAACCAGACUGCCACUUUUCCUGGCUCUUCAUCCUUCUGCUCAGUGGCCUGCUGCUCCUGCUGCUGGGGCUACUGGUACCUGUCAUCCUACCCCAGUUGCAGGCUACAUCGCUCCCCAGGGCCACCGAGAGCCCACUGCCUACCCAAGGCUUGCCCAUCAUGGGUACUACCCCUACCGCCAACCCUACCACCACCACCACCUACCCAGCAACCACAGGGCAGCAGGAAGCAGCCUGUGGGGGCCUCCUUCCUGGUCCAAGAGGAUUUUUCAGCAGCCCCAACUACCCAGACCCUUACCCACCCAACAGCCACUGCAUCUGGAAUAUCCAGGUGGCCACAGACCAGGCAAUACAGCUCAAGAUCAAAGCCCUCAACAUACAGGGUGUGUUCUCCUGCUCUUUUGAUCGCUUGGAAAUCACCACUGAGUCAGCAGGCCAUCUUCUCAGGAUAUGUGGGAAAGUGCCUCCCGCCACGUUCAACAUCAACGCCAGCCACAUUCGUGUGGCUUUCAUCUCUGACAGCGGUAUAGAAGGGUCUGGUUUCCAGGCCUGGUACCAGGCUGUGGUACCUGGGCAUUGGAGUUGUGCCCAUAAUGAGUUCCACUGUGGCCAGCUCUGCCUGCAACCUGACUCUGUGUGCGACGGUUUGGUCAACUGUGCUGAUGGCAGUGAUGAGACCAACUGCAGCUCCAAGAUCUCUGAGUGUGGAGGGAAUCUGAUUGGGCUCCAGGGUGUGUUCUCCUCUCCUAACUACCCAAAGCAGUAUCCUCAACAACAGUUUUGUGCCUGGCACAUCUCAGUGCCUGUGGGACAUGGUGUAGAACUACAGUUCCACAACUUCAGCCUGGAGGCACAGGAGGAGUGCAAGUAUGACUACAUGGAAGUCUAUGAGACCAGCAACUCAGGGACCUUCAGCCUCCUGGGCAGGUUCUGUGGGACAAAGCCACUGCUCCACCUUGUCUCCUCACAGCACCAGGUGACUGUGCUUUUUAGAACAGAUGACGGUGUCAGCAACAGUGGCUUCUCAGCCACCUACCGGGCCUUCAAUGCCACAGAGAACCCUUGUAGGCCCAGAGAGCUCUGCCAGAACGGAGGCUGUAGGGAUCUGCAAUGGAUGUGUGACUUGUGGAGAAACUGCAAAGAUAACAGCAAUGACAACUGUAGCAGUCCCUUGAUCCAACCCCCAGUGCUGGCCUGUGAACCUAUCCAGGUGGAGAUGUGCCUUGGACUGAGCUACAAUACCACAGCCUUCCCUAACAUCUGGGUGGGCAUGGCCACCCAGGCAGAGGUGGUAGAUACCCUCAGAGGCUACAAGAGUCUGACAAAUCUGCCCUGCUACCAGAAUUUCCAGAGGUUCCUUUGUGGUCUGCUAGUCCCUCGCUGCACUCUACUGGGCAACAUCCUGCCUCCUUGUCGUUCUGUCUGCCAGGAGGCAGAACAUCAGUGCCAGUCUGGCCUGGCACUACUGGGCACCCCCUGGCCCUUCAACUGCAACAGGCUACCUGAGGCAGUGGGCCUGGAAGCUUGUGCCCAGCCCUGACCUGAAGCCAGCCCCUACCCUCUGCCUGCCCUUCCUCUGCCUAUAUGGGUGGGUAGGGCAGGCAGAAAACAAAGAGAGGCAUGACCUGGGCAUGGGACUCUUCCAUCCUCUCUGGGAGCCUCCCAGGGAGAGGAGAAGUCCUCAAUCCAGGGCUGGUGGGACCCUCCCAUCUUCCUUGCCCUGCCUCUUUCCUAUCCUUUUACUUGCCAAGACAGCCCUAGGCAAUGGGCAGGCUGUCUACUAUGCCACUGGACAGUCUAGCAGGUUUCCCAUCCAAGUCCCUAAGUCCCUGACCCUGAUUUCCUGUCUCCUACCUAACCCCCUUUCCAUUUGCCUAACUUCACUGUCACCUGACCUUCAGCUUUUUUUUUUUUUUAAGUCAACAAAACUGUACUGAAUGCCUGAUGGGGCAGAUCCUAUUCUAAGCUUGAGGGUCCACUGUGUCUCUGACUCUGGAACUCACCCUGGACUCUCUGCUGAUCCAGCUCUCCCCACCUCCCACCCCCUACUAGUCUUGACCUUGGUUUCUGUUACUGUCCCAUCCCUUCCUCCAGUCCUGUCUGUCUCAUAGUUCAGCCUCUCAACGACGC